Molecule: messenger RNA, 1884 nt
Organism: Talaromyces marneffei
Lineage: Eukaryota; Fungi; Ascomycota; Eurotiomycetes; Eurotiales; Trichocomaceae
Exons: 4
Coding region: 1-1884 (627 amino acids)
Source: RefSeq, a predicted model, not a curated record
AUGGAAUCCCCUUCCAAAACCGCCCCGAAGGCUAAGAUUCAACACCCCGACGAUCGUUUCACUCUUCCGGGCUUUGGUCUUCGAUUGGACUACACCCCGGAGGCAAUGAAUGGAUAUGGAGUCAGGACUCGUUCGUUGUUUCCGACUGUGUUGGAUGAUAGGGAUAUUGAAGCGGGAUAUAUUGAUCAACCCGUUGUGACGAUUCGAGAGAAGAAGAUGCUUCAGCUAAUCAAUGAGUUUACAGAUAAACAAGAUUGGUUUGAGAAGGUGUUUGAUGCAUGCUACAUCCAAGUUUGGACCAAGGAACUAAGAGAAGACCCGGAAGUAACUGAGAACAUGAUCGACUGGUUAACCGCCGAACUCAAAUACAAGGCUAAGAUUGCCAGGAAGAUUGGCUUCAUUAAUGUCUUCAACGCCGAUGUAGUCAAAUCCUGUGCAGAUUUCUUCCAGCACGAGAAAUUUCGGACAGAAUUGUGUAAUGCGAUCAAGAAACUUGAGCAGGGAUUGGGGACGGCUCCAGAGUACCAGAUGGCCACCGAGGAACGAGAAAUGGACUACGUACAUCCGUCGUUCUUCCCAGUGGCAUUUGGCAAAACAAGGGUUCUUCCAGAUCGUCUAAUUGGUCUUGAUGAUGCCGUAGCAAGCAUGGGACAGGGAGAGAUUAUUCCGGUGCCCCAGGAUCCAGGUCCUUCGCGCCAUGAAUUGAGCUGGAAUAUCGCCUCACGCUCGGAUAUCAUGCCGCGUCCUUACAGCUCACGGUUUCAAUGGCUUCCUAGCGAUGUCUAUUUCCGACCUGAUGGGAGUUCUUAUUUCGCCAGCUAUAUCAACAAUAUCCAUCCAUCAAGAGAUAAAACACUCUAUACGGUGCUGGAGAAGCUACUAGACAAGAUUAUUCCCAUGUGGGAUCUGACACUCACCCCAAUCAAGAGUCCGAUUCAUCCUCGGGCUCGAGUCGAGUUACAGGAAGUUCGUUAUGUGGAGAAGGAGCCCGGCAAGACAGAACCAAAGCCGGUUGAGACUCCGCAAGAGGAACGGGGUGACUACGAAGAGAGAUUACGGUUUUGGAGAAGGAAAUGGUUCAAAGCCGUGCAACCUGAACCGGGAGAGUUUGCACCGGUUGGCAUCCCGCCUGAAAUCAUGAACGAUCUGCCCCCUACUGAGCAGAACAAACAUCGCCUAUUGGACUUGAUGAAUUUGAAGAAAGAGUAUGGCCAUCGCGGGUUGCAAGUUAUUGUUAGGAUAGCAGAUAUGGCUCCGACCCCUGAUCAACCGAUAUUUGAGGUUCCAUGGCAUAUGGAGGGGCAGAUUAACGAACACCUCUGCGCUUCGUCAAUCUAUUUUUUCGAGAUGAAAAAUAUCGAGAGUGUCCGCAUGCAUUUUCGUCAAAUAUCCGACACCCAAGCCUUCUCAGACCUGAACUAUGAGCGUGGAGAUACCAUCUGGCUCGAAGACAUCUUCGGUAUGAAGCAUGACGAAUCCCCGGUGCAGGAAGUCGGGUAUAUCGAAUGCCCCCAGGGAAGAAUGAUUACAUGGCCCAACACCUUACAGCACAAUGUCGUCUUCACCUUAAAGGACAAGACACAAGUGGGACAUGUGCACGCCAUCAACUUCAUGCUAGUCGAUCCCAAUAUCAGGAUUAUAUCGACCGCAAAUGUGCCCCCACAGCGAUUGGAUUGGAAACCCGAGACGGAGGAGGCACAGAAGAAAGGUAUAGAUGUGAGGAAAGCUCCGAUGGAGGAGAAAUUCAAGAUUUUGCCGAGAGAGGGUGAUUUCCCGUGGGUGUUGGAGGAGGCGAGAGAGAUUUUGAUGGAGAAUACGGACGAGCGGAAGAAGUUUAAUCACUACCAGAAUGUUGCUUUUCAUUCGAAGAAUAUUUCGCUUUGA